UAUCUAUCGAAAUGAAAAAUACGAUAUUUUCAGAUAAUAACGGACAAGAAUGGGAGUGUCUCCCUCCUUAAAAUGUUCUUUGUCGCGCUUUAUGCCAAUCUAUUGUUACUACAUUUAUAUAUGUAUUGCUACUCAGCUGAGAAACUUAUAACAGAGAGUACCGGCAUAGCAUACAGUGUGUACGAAUGCAAAUGGUACGAUCUACCAACGAAAUACGCAAAAGAUUUAAUGUUAAUCGUCUAUCGAUCUAUGAUUCCACUCAGAUUGACAGCUGGGAAAUUCAAUACGUUUUCGAUUGAGUUGUUUGGAUCGGUAAGAUAUCUGCGAAAAGAAUACACAAUUUCCUAUUCAAUUUUUAUACAAAGAUUCCUAUUUUAUUAUAUUAUAAAAUAGAUAAUAUUUAUAAUUAUAAUAUUUAUAAUUAUAUA
Molecule: messenger RNA, 428 nt
Organism: Odontomachus brunneus
Lineage: Eukaryota; Metazoa; Arthropoda; Insecta; Hymenoptera; Formicidae
Product: odorant receptor 49b-like
Exons: 2
Coding region: 73-393 (106 amino acids)
Biological process (GO): detection of chemical stimulus involved in sensory perception of smell; sensory perception of smell
Cellular component (GO): plasma membrane
Molecular function (GO): olfactory receptor activity; odorant binding
Source: RefSeq, a predicted model, not a curated record